CUGAUGUUCCUUGGGGGUUUAACCAACCAUCUGAGCCUCUCUGCAUUUUCUAGAGAGAGAGCGAGAUGGAAAUGGUCCAGAUGAUGGAAUGGUCAGAAACGCCAUGGGGGAACGGGAAGAUGAUGAUAGAGCAAGCCAAAGAAGAGCUGCAAAUACUGGAAGCCCAGCACCCCAAUCGGUUUGAGUAUCUGAAACUUGAGCUCAAAUCCUUCAUUUGCCUUCUCCAAUCACAAAACUCGACGAUGCUUCUUUCUAAUCAAUAUGACAACAACAUGGUGGUGUGCUCCUCUUCCACUGCUACCACUCAAGCAUCAUCAACCAGCAAGAAGAGGAAGAAAGGUGCAAGUGAAAGGAAAAGAACAGAGCCGGGCGGUAAAAUCGAACAGAGCAAGCAACUGAUCCAGAGGGCUAACUUCGACGAGUCGUUGUAUAGUAGGAGGAGAGAUAGGGUUGAGGUUGCGCUUGAGAGGGCUCAAGCUUGUCUCCAGAAAAUUCAACAGUUCAAAACUACCUUUUGAUAAUCCAUCAUAACCCCCAUAACAGGGGGAACCCAACUAAAAUGAACACUGGUGUUUCCCUCCUUGCCUUUUGCCUUUUGUGGGUUAUGGAACUAGGCUACAGCCAACUGAAGGUUUUGUUUUUGGUAUGUGCUUUGACAUCUACUCACUGUUUUGGGAUGACUCUUGUUUGAUCAGAUCAUUCGAUGGGUUCGGUAGUUCAAUGGAGUCUUCUUUUGUUGGUUGGUUCCGAGGAGCAGCACAUUGGUUCAGUUGUUGUGAUGGGCUUGAAGACGAACAUCGGUUCGCAUGCACAGUUAUGUCCGAAGUUGUGUUUUGAAGGGAUAUGCGUAGACUCUGUUGGAAAAUACGGCAGCUCCGUUUGUACUGGCAUAGGACUGUUGCUUUUGUUACUUCCUCAAUCCCUUCUAUGGAAUUCACUGGAAUUUUGUGGAAAUGAAUCUAUAGCCUGAUGCAUAUCGUGGGUGCCGGAAAUAUAAUAAUGUAGUUUUUUUUUCCA
This is a messenger RNA of Rhododendron vialii, 1017 nucleotides long. RefSeq lists its product as uncharacterized. The transcript has 2 exons. Bases 66 to 518 code for a protein of 150 amino acids. Lineage: Eukaryota; Viridiplantae; Streptophyta; Magnoliopsida; Ericales; Ericaceae. The record is from RefSeq and is a predicted model, not a curated record.